Molecule: messenger RNA, 2294 nt
Organism: Limanda limanda (common dab)
Lineage: Eukaryota; Metazoa; Chordata; Actinopteri; Pleuronectiformes; Pleuronectidae
Gene: rnf8
Product: ring finger protein 8, E3 ubiquitin protein ligase
Exons: 9
Coding region: 84-1583 (499 amino acids)
Biological process (GO): double-strand break repair; protein K48-linked ubiquitination; ubiquitin-dependent protein catabolic process
Cellular component (GO): ubiquitin ligase complex; nucleus; site of double-strand break
Molecular function (GO): ubiquitin protein ligase activity; histone binding
Source: RefSeq, a predicted model, not a curated record
CCCGUUGAGCUCCGUUAGCCAUGUCCCAGAGAGCCGACCCCGGGCGGAGGUGAUCGAGGAGCCGCCGGACGCGAUGAGAUAAGAUGGAGGAGGGCUCGUCUGUGGCGGAGGACGACGGGUGCCCGCGAGGUCCAGAGGUUUCGUGCCUGAUGCGAGUCGGGAGGAACUCGGACUGGCUCCGGCUGCUCGAAGACACCGAGGUGUCCAUUGGACGGGGUGUGGACGUCACCUAUCAGCUGCUGUCCCCCAGCUGUCCCCUCAUGAUCUCCAGGCUGCACUGCACCUUCACACAGAGGGAGGACGGACAGUGGACAGUCACCGACAAGAAGAGUCUCAACGGUGUUUGGGUGAAUGGAAACCGCAUCCACGCCGAAAAAGCCCACCAGCUCCGUCUGGGAGACUCCAUUCGACUCGGGGUCCCGGUGAGCGGAACCAAGGUGGAGUUCGACUACAUCCUGGUGCAGCGGCCGCUCAAAGACAUUAGACCUUGCCUGGCAAAGGGACAAAGAGAGGGCGCCAAAGCAGCCCACGUGUCCAAGAAGCCCAAGAGGAAGUUGCCUGUGGAAGAAGUCGAGCCGUCGACCUCAAAGCCGAAACUCUACCGCCUCUCCUCUUCCGACAAGUCUUUUGCCAUGCCAUGCCCUUUGUCUCCGGUGGAACAGCAGCCGAAGCUCCGUCCCAGCGAACCAGAGAACACUGGGCCCGUCGGAAAAGACCAGGAAGUGGAGCAGCCCCCCAAUUGCUGCCCUGACCUCUGUGACCUGGACAACCCGCAGAUGUACAACCAGAAUUUGCGGCUGCAUAGGAGCCAGGGGGACGGGGACCAGAGCCGGUCACCGUCUCCGGAGGGACGACCACAGCAGGCCGUCCCUCUCGGGGGGGAGCAGGUCCGUGAGCUGCAGGGUCAGCUGGAGACGCCCGGAGCCAAAACACAUCGGAUGGAGACGUUGGAGAAAACCUUCAGCGAAACAAAGAGGCAGCUAGAGGCCGCGAAAACGCAACAACAAGACGAGCAUUUGAAAAAACAGCUGGAAGACGCCUUGCAUGAGCAAAAGAAAGUAAUAGAUGAACUUGCCCACUCUCGGCAAGGCUUCGAGGAGAUUAUUUCGGCCAAAAACAAAGAGCUGGAGGUGACAAAGGAAGAGAAAGAAAAAGUCACACAAGUGACAGAGGUUCUGGAGAACGAGCUUCAGUGCAUCAUCUGCUCCGAGCUCUUCAUAGAGGCAGUCAUCCUGAAUUGUGCUCACAGCUUCUGCUGUCACUGCAUCAAGCAGUGGCGCCAGAAGAAAGAUGAGUGUCCCAUGUGCCGACGGGCCAUCCAGUCUCAGACCCGCUGCCUGGCGCUGGACAACUGCGUGGACGGCAUGGUGGAAAACCUGAGCCUGGACAUGAGGGCGAGACGCCAGGCGCUCAUCACAGAGAGGAAAGCCGCUGACUCUGCCGCGGUGACGGUGAUCCACGACGACGACAGCAGCUUUAGCAGCGGAAGCGACCAGGAUAGCAUCAGCAGUUAUAGCGACGACAGCCUCAGCUCGGAGGACCAGUGUUCUCUGUCCAGUGAUGACUCCGAUAUGGAAACUUAGAUGAGUUUGAGGACUUGCCCGGUUCUCCUCCGGGCUCUGAUGUGAACCGGGUUUCUUUCUGUUCCCGGGACAUUUAAAGUAUUACGCAAAAGUUGGACUUGUAAUGAGUCCAAUAACCAGACUAACCUGAGGUUUCUUUUUUUUUCUUUUGGUGAAAUUAUCAGUUGUCUUUUUGUCUAUAUUUUCAACAAAAGGAAUAAAGUUUCUGCCUAUGCAUUUUCAUAGUCAUAUCCUGUGUUUAGAUGCACCCAUCGACUGUGUACGAGCACCGACUCAUUGUGUUUAGGGUUCCGAAAAACAAGGAAACCUUACUUUCUCAAAGGUCUCCUUUCCAACUUAUAGAAGUGUUCAAGUCAAAUGAUCCCUGCCUUCAGAAGUUGUGAUGCUUGAAAGCAUUGACUCUAUGUGAAGAUGGACAACAUGACCGCUCCUCAAAAGCAAAGCCAAAGCACCGCGAUGGAAACAGGGUGAAACCUCAUGAUUGACAGCUGAGACUGACUCACGAUUGUUCAAGAGUGACUAUCGGUGCUAUCUUCCUACUGCGGAAGACUGUACUGUUUUUUUUUUUACCAUGCUACCAGUACAGCUAUACGAAGGGAAAUGCCUGUGUUGAUCCUUGAAAUAUCUCAACAAACAAUAGAUAAACUUGGAAGAAAAGUAGGAACAAUCUGCUGAGUUCCACGUUUGAGGAAAAUAAAUGUUUCAACUGUC